Thunnus maccoyii (southern bluefin tuna) is the source of this 6237-nucleotide messenger RNA. RefSeq names its product solute carrier family 23 member 2 (gene slc23a2). Gene Ontology annotation, biological process: L-ascorbic acid metabolic process; transmembrane transport. The record is from RefSeq and is a predicted model, not a curated record. The coding region runs from base 326 to 2488 and encodes 720 amino acids. The transcript is spliced from 16 exons. Gene Ontology annotation, molecular function: transmembrane transporter activity. Lineage: Eukaryota; Metazoa; Chordata; Actinopteri; Scombriformes; Scombridae. Gene Ontology annotation, cellular component: membrane.
GAGCAUGCGCGGUGGUGACCAACGUCAACCCCGUGGCUUUAUGAAAGGCGAAAUCUCCUCCGCGGGCAACGCGUCUGGCAGCUAUUUAAAAACCAGUUUGUCGGAGAGAAGGAGGUUGUCUCGGAAGGAGCCGGUGCCUGAAGACGCUCUCAUCUCUUCUCCGUUUGUGUCCGGUGACUGUGGGCUUUUCCUCCGGCUUCAAGCUGCGGGCUGUCUUCGCCCCUCCGCCGCUCCGCUCUGACAACACAAACCACGGGGACGAGCCAACGGACGCAACGCUAGCCGACAAGGGAAGUGGGGCUCCGUCUUCUCUUUCAUCAGGCAGAUGCUCCCAGCCGCCCAGCUUGACAGGAGCGAUGGGAUGUGUCAACUAGCAGAUAAGGCAGCUCUGGACGAUGUAAUCGGACUGACGGACUCAUCUGCAGUGUUGAUACCAGAGCGAGACAAAGGAGGGACAGAGAGAGAGCACGAGGAGGAGGACAUUGAAGACGUUAGGAUGGGCGUUGGGAAGAACACCACCUCCAAGUCGAUGGACAGCAGCAGUGAGGGAGGAAAAUAUGAAGAGGAGACCAAACAUGGAGCUGAUUUCUACCCGAUCCCGGUGGUGGUGAAUGGAGUGAGCGGGGCCAGUGGAGACCAGGACACUGAGAACACAGAGCUGAUGGCUAUCUACACUAAAGAUACUCAAGGAGCCGAAAAGAGCUCAAUGUCUGAGACGUUGGACAGCACAGACAGUGUGGACGCAAGGAGGAUGGACAUGAUCUAUACCAUUGAGGACACCCCACCCUGGUAUCUGUGUGUGUUUUUAGGCUUACAGCACUACCUGACAUGUUUCAGUGGAACUAUAGCGGUGCCGUUCCUCCUCGCUGAGGCGAUGUGCGUCGGCUUCGACCAGUGGGCCACCAGCCAGCUGAUAGGGACCAUCUUCUUUUGUGUGGGGAUCACCACCCUGCUACAGACCACGCUGGGCUGCAGGUUGCCUUUGUUCCAGGCCAGCGCUUUUGCCUUCCUCGCACCAGCCAGGGCCAUUCUGUCGCUGGACAAAUGGAAGUGUAACAGUACAGCGAUUCCAGCAAUGAAUGGCACAGAGCUCCUCCACACAGAGCAUAUUUGGCACCCCAGGAUACGAGAGAUUCAAGGAGCUAUCAUCGUGUCGUCCCUGGUCGAGGUGUGUAUUGGGGCGCUGGGUCUACCCGGGAUUCUGCUGAAGUACAUUGGACCUCUAACCAUCACCCCUACUGUAGCCCUCAUCGGCCUGUCUGGUUUCCAGGCCGCAGGGGAGAGAGCUGGAAAACACUGGGGCAUCGCUAUGCUGACUAUCUUCUUGGUGCUGCUCUUCUCACAGUACGCCAGAAAUGUUCACUUCCCUCUGCCGAUCUACAAAGCAAAGAAAGGCUGGACCUCCUAUAGGCUGCAGGUCUUCAAAAUGUUCCCUAUCAUCAUGGCCAUCCUGGUUUCGUGGCUGUUAUGCUUCAUUUUCACUGUGACGGAUGUUUUCCCACCUGUGAAGGACAAGUACGGUUUCUACGCCCGCACAGACGCACGCCAAGGAAUCAUAGCAGCGGCACCGUGGUUCAAGAUCCCUUAUCCCUUCCAGUGGGGUUUCCCUACAGUCACUGCUGCGGGUGUGAUCGGCAUGAUGAGUGCGGUGGUUGCCAGCAUCAUCGAAUCGAUCGGCGAUUAUUACGCCUGCGCCCGUCUCUCCUGUGCUCCUCCACCUCCCAUCCAUGCCAUCAAUAGGGGAAUAUUUGUAGAGGGUAUUUCCUGUGUGCUGGAUGGUCUUUUCGGGACAGGAAAUGGUUCAACCUCCUCCAGUCCAAAUAUAGGCGUUCUGGGAAUUACAAAGGUGGGCAGCAGACGUGUGAUCCAGUAUGGAGCUGCCAUGAUGCUGCUGCUGGGGCUUGUGGGUAAAUUCAGCGCCCUGUUUGCCUCUCUGCCUGACCCUGUCCUGGGAGCUCUCUUCUGCACCUUGUUCGGUAUGAUCACAGCGGUGGGACUGUCCAACCUACAGUUUGUCGACCUCAACUCCUCCAGGAACCUCUUUGUUCUGGGCUUCUCCAUCUUCUUCGGGCUGAUGUUGCCGAGCUACCUCAAACAGAACCCGCUGGUCACAGGCAUAGUUGGGGUUGACCAAGUGUUGAACGUGCUCCUCACCACUGCCAUGUUUGUCGGAGGCUCCGCCGCUUUCAUUUUGGACAAUACCAUCCCUGGUUCUCCCGAAGAACGAGGCAUCAGAAAGCUGAAACGUGGCUCUGGUCUAAGUGCAGCAGAGCUGGAAGGGAUGAGAUCUUACGACCUGCCAUUUGGAAUGGACUUCAUCCGCAGAUACCCCAUCUUCAAGUACAUCCCCAUCAGCCCCACCUUCACAGGCUAUCAGUGGGGGAGGCUACGGGAAGUCUGCAGGAGCAGGAUGGGACAUGGGGAUUCGGUGAAGGGAGGGGCAAUUGGAGGGGAGGCAGGCACAUCACCGGGGGAGAGUCGGGUAUAGCCAACGGGCUGGAUCUGAAAAAUGCAAAAUCUGGCUGAAUUUGGGGAGCAAGGGAUGGUACACUAAGAUAAAAGGAUGGGAGAGUGGAGGACAGAAACGGUGCAGGAUUUGGGAUCAUGUGGAAGAAAAUGUGACGCACCAAACCCCCUCUGUCAAUUUGUGUUUUCUUUAGCUUGUGUCAGUCUUUUCCCACUUCCCACUAUGCUAUUUUUAAGCAUGCUAUAGCAAGUCACAGCAUGCUAUAAAAGAUGUCACCAUGGCGAGGUUCGUUGGUGUGUAUGCAUGUGUGUACCGUAUGCAGCAAGAGACAACGGGUUUGUGCACAAAAUGUACUUUAAUCCAGACAGGAGACAGAUGGAGGUCAAACAAUCAAAGCUGAAUGUUUGAUGAUUCACUGACUCGUAAUCACUGCUAACUUGUGCUGCCCAAAUCAUUUUUAUAAAAGAUAUUCUACUAAGAGCACAGUAGAUUUUAUUAUGUCAAUUGAGGAUUAUGCAAAAAUUCUGUAUGAAUCAUUUGCCUCUAGACUUGUUAUGCAACCACAUAAAAGACACGCACACACACACACAUGGACACACACCAACAUCCUCACUAAAAAACUAGUUUGAGCGCUUAAAUGCACGUCGGGUUCAUGCAGGUCGACGGAAGUGGUUCGUCAGGUGCCCUUAGCCACACGCAGUGAUUGUGAAAUUUUGUUUUUGCACUGUCUGCCUCCUGAGUUCAGAAUAAGAAUGUCACUCCACAGCUCACCCCUCAGAGACCUAUUUACAGCGCAUCACAUCCGCUCAUGUCAUAGAGCGCUAAUAUUCACCUGACGCCCUGUGAGAAAGGGCAAAAACUCACUAAUAUACUAGUUUACAUCUCUUUUACUGUGACAGUAUUAUUCAGCAUUUACUAACAAGUCCAAAACUCUACUCCUCCUAAACAGACCUUCAUCUCAUUUGGCAAAUCAAAUGGGACAUAACCUGUGUUUCUUCAUUAUGGAACUAAAUUAAUCUGGCCAGAUUUUCAUUUGAUAACCUUAAUUGUCUCUUCUAAUAUAUAUAGGCACUUGCAUAAUAGAACGAUACCUGUACUGUUGUGAUGACAGCAGUGCGUUGGUGAAAACUACAGCAAUGGCACACAAUAAUGCAGAAAUGUGGCCUUGUCAGAGAAAUUAUAAAUGUUGUGUACAUAAAUACUAGGCUUAAAAAAGAUAAAUUACAAGAGAAUUAAAUGUUUUUGAUCCUGUGACUGUCGCAGAGCUCCAUGAUCCUCUGCGUGGAUUCUUUGUCACUGUUUUAAGGGGUCACUUAUGCUGUUUUUAGCAGUAGUGUUUAAUGUAGGAUCUACAAACGCUGCAUCAUAAAUAAUACGCCCCUGCAACUAUCCAAACCCACCUGGUGUUUCCAUGUGUGAGAUCGAUUUGCUCGCACACUCGUGCAAAGAAACAACGGUGGAGAUUUUGUUUAGAUAUUCAAAGAUAACAAGAGGGGGUCGGAGAUUUGGAAUCUCAUUCUUUUGUUCUCUGGAUUGACUCUGAUUGUCAUCCAGCGAUCAAUCAUGACUGUCUCUGAUGUCAUUUGUCGUUAGCAAUUUUCACUUAUUCAGUGGUGUUGACUUUCCCUUACAUUCCUCCUCCUCCUCCUCUUCCUCCCAUCCUCAGUCACCCAUACGUCUCCCACUCCCAUCCUACUUCUUGUGUAGUUUACUGCUGAUGUUUGUUACAGGUCAUGCCUGUUUGUAGUUCAGGCCGUGGCAGCGUAUUUGGCACGUGAGGAAUCCCUCAGUCUCUGCAGACAGACUGGACUGAGUAAUGUAAAGUUUCAGAGCAUCAGCAGCUUGCACCUUAUUGACGAAGGUUUGAGACCCAAUAGUCUCUGAUUUGACCACACUGUGUGCCUCUGCUGUUUAAAAUAAAUAAAUACAUUUCUAAAAGACUGUGGUUAAAAAAAUUUUUUAAAAAAUACCACAGAAGAGUUUGCAACAUUUUGAUCUUGGUAAAUGUAGAAAUAAAAAAGUAGCACAAUGAGAAAUUAACAGAAAAAUUAGAAAAAAAAAGUACAAAAUAUUUAAUCCAACUGAGAUUUUUACUAGACCAAAAAGCUAAAUGCUCAUAUUUUUGCGUAUUGUUCUCUUAACAUAUACCAAAACAUUUAUUUUCAAUUUUUUUUGGCAAUUGUCACUAUCAAGAAACUUUGCAAAAUUAAUUAGAAAUCUCACCCCACAUUUCUUCACCUUUCUUUUGUUAAACCUAUUUAUUUAUUUAUGAGAAGAAAGUUGACAUGUGAUGAUUGUUUGAAGCAGGUUUAUGUGUCUCUUGCACAAUGUUGAAAAUAUAUUUAUUAGUUUACUCGUUCAUUGCCCUGUAAAGAUCGUUGUGGUGAUUGACCUCCUCCUGCCCUCAGCCUCAGCUACAGUCGGUGCUUUUUAGAAACUCGCCUGGAGAAGGAAAGGUAGUUUCUAAGGUGUGAGACGUGAGCUGCUCCUAUUUCAUUCCAUUUAUAUGAUGUUGUCUUUAAUAACAAAACACUUUUACACGUUGAACUGGACAGUUAAGUCGAAUUUCAGAAGUCAGGGCCUUUUUACUACAAGUAAUGUUUGCACAUUAAAAUGGUGCCAAGAACAUCAGGAUCUUAGUGAAUAAUACUCACUAACCUGAAACUCUAAAACAUCACUAGAGUGCUCAUCCACAUUCAUAGUUAAGUAUGAACAGCUGUUGUUUGUUGACCUGGAGACAAGUGGCUGAAACACUUGGAUUCUGAAUACUUUUGGGCCUUUGUCGUUGAUGACCUGGCUAGCUAUAGUAGUGACCACUGAUGUGUGCGGAACCUCAAAUCUAAAACCUCAAAAUCCUCAUCUAAAUGUUGUGGCUGUGCUCAGGACUGGCAACGGGAUAGUUGUAGAAGCAGUGUUACAAAGUUAUGUUAGCAGGUGUGCUUACUGUCACGUCAGCUGAUACGUUGCUCCAGGAGAAGGGAUGAACAAGUCAAGGUCUUCCCUCUUAGAGGAGGAGUAUGCGUAGAGAGGUUUGAUCAUUUUCGUCACCCCUCGUAGUGAAAUCUUUUAGUACAUAGCCUGCACUUGUAAUAAUCACAUGCACAGUGGUGUGACCUUGUUUUCUGUCAUAUCAUGUUCAUGCAACCAGCACUUACUUCUCCCAACACAUCUUCUCUCCUCACAUUGUCUGUUUUUUACCCCCUCCCCAUUCCCCCCCCCCCCCCCCAGUCCUGCAGUGAAAAUAUAUAUUGGUGUCCUCUCAUGUGUACCUAGUGUACCUAGGCACAGUACCUGUUUGUGUACCUUUUUUCCUCCCCGGGAAUUCUUACUGUUGAUGUUUCUGAAUGCAGGAGAAGACUAAUGCUGGCCACCUUAUUAAGAGCCUAUUGGUAAUUGGCAAUCUAUGAAGUUGUCAUAGAAACCUGCCUCAUCGCCUCACAGCAAGAUGAGCAUCGAAGGUCUUUAUCUGUGCCUACAAGCAUCUUCCUCCUGAUUGGAUUUUUGAUUAUUUUCUUUCAUUUGUGGGUCCCUUAACGUUAUGUUUUUCCUCAUAGUUCUCAUAGUUGUGACAGAAUUGGUCCACUUAACAAAAUUUUUUACAACACCAGACUCUUUACCUUGGUGGUUUACUGGCUUGAAUUACAUACAAGUCAAUUUAAGCAACAGAUGGCUCUUAAGAAGGUGGCCAUAAGGUGUAACACAAAGACAUCAAUCCCUUUCAGUUAUUUUGAAGGGGGUGCUACCUGAAGAAUAUACUUUUGUGUAUUAAG